Schistosoma turkestanicum is the source of this 2183-nucleotide messenger RNA. The record is from the annotation of a GenBank genome assembly. NCBI's taxonomy places the organism in Eukaryota, Metazoa, Platyhelminthes, Trematoda, Strigeidida, Schistosomatidae.
ACCGAAAGAACAAGAAUCGAGCGCAAAGAAAUCAAUUGGCUUAUACUAGAUCGUGAAAAAGAUAUUGGAUAUUGGAGAAACUGCAUCGAGAAUAGAAACAUUUGGUGUGAGGUCGGUAUUUGAUUAUGUGCGCUUCGUUGUCACUAAAGACGAUUUUGGCAAGUGUUGAGGAGAAGUGUCAACCAAUCUUCGCCGUAUGGGAUGAAGUAGGUAUAGAAGGAUCAGAACUCGAGGAAGAAGUACGUUCAGUCAUAAAACAACUGGAUAUAGUCCUUGAUAACAUAUUAAUUGAUAAAGAGACCAGGAAAACACAAUUAUCUCAAUCAAUUGAUGAUCUCAUCACAUACAUCAAUGAAAUCUCUUCAGAAAUUAAUAAUACACCGUUUUAUCCUCCAAAAACCACAACUUUAUUAAAAACGUACAAUUUUCUGUUGUCAGAAAAGGAGAGACUUUUAAAGGAUGCUGAUAGUUUUAUCCAGGAGUUCAAUACGUUGAAGAAUUCAGAAAGAAAACUAUGUAGCCGUUUAUGUGAAACGGAAAUAACACUUAACUACAAAGCGGUUCCAUCUCAGGAACAGAUUAAACUACUGAGAAGACGCGUUGAACAUCUUAAUACUGUUAAAGCUGAAAGGUGUGCAAAAUUUUUAGAACUUAGAUCCCAGAUGAUUGCUGGUUAUGAUAAGCUUGGAAAGUCAUUGAGACUAGUCACUGAUUCUUGUUGUCUUGUAAAGGACAUACUUGCACCAGAAGCAUUAGAGACUUUCACGCUCUCUGAAGAAAAUAUGUUUUCUAUGUCAGAUAUUGUUGAUCAAUUGUCUUGUGAAUGUGCACGAGUUGACACUGAAUGCAAUGUUUAUAGAGGUCGUCUAAAUCUUCUACUUCAAUUGUUAAACCCAUUGGGUGUUUCAUGUGAUGAAGUCGAAAACGAAAAUUCAAGUUUCACAUUGCGCAAAUUGAGAACAGAAGUAGAUCGGUUAGAAGCUAUACGUUCACGUCAUAUGGAUACUUUGGUUUCUACGGCUCAUUCACAAGUGAAUCAGUGUUGGGACGAUUGUUUUGUGGGUGUUAAACAUCGUCAAAAGUUUCAAUCUUUACUACAGAACAAAGAUAAUGAGAAUGUAUUGACCGUUCUAGAGAAUGAGAUCACCACAUGGAAAGAGUUCAAGGAAAAAAACUCUGAAUUUCUUUUAGACGUUGUUAAAUGGUGUGAUCAAUUUUCUUCGUUUCAAAGUUUGAAGAAACGAAUGAAAGAACCUUCAGUAUUACAAAAUCGUGGUGGUAUAUUGUUGAAGCUUGAGAAAGAACGCAAGCAACUAUUACGUGACUUGCCAAAUUUAGAAGCCAAAAUCAGAGAGGCUUUUUCAAAUCUCAAUAUUAUCAGUCCUUCACUAGCUUCAGCUAUUCGAUUGGGAUCAGAAAAUUUGGAUCCAGUAGAUUUUAUCAAAAAAUCAUGGGAAAGUUUACAAAACGAUAAAGAAAAUGACAAACAAAACGAUCGUAUCGCCGUCUCUACAAACAGAACCAUUGAUACUAAAUCUGCAGGUGCAUUAAUGAAUAGUGGCAAAAAUCUUAAACGACCUAAUCCAUAUUGUAGUAAUGAAACAAUAAUUGUACGUGAUCCUAAUUCUAACAGUUCAUCAUUAUCAUCAUCCUCCUCAAUAUUAACCAAUAAUAAUAAUAGUCGAAUGAAACAAAGUCGUGUUGUUGGGCAUCUUAAGAAACCAGAAAUAAUAAAAACAAAAAUUGAUUCACGUAAAAGAAAAAGUCGUUCAGUUCCACCGGGAAGUCGAAAAAUCCUUUACUCAAAUAUGGUUUUACACGAAGUGAAUCAUCCAUCUUCAUCUAAAAAUAUUUUAGACGAUAUGAAUUUAUGCACCAAAUCUACAUUGACAAAACAAUCUGUUGAUGAAGUGGAAAGCUUUUUUGAAGGUUUAAAGAGCAAUGAUAAAGGAGGAUCUCAUGUGUCAACAUUCAUUCACUGAUUGCUUUUAUCAUUACGAAAACAAGGAAAACAACAAUACAUACAUAUGUGAAAACUUUACUUUCUUUAAAUCUCUGUAUCCUUUGCUUUAAUCCUGUUGUUUAUAUCUUUGUUUUUGCUUUUUCAAUAGACCUGUAUUUAUUGAUUUCUGUGGAACUAUUUACUUACACAUUGAAAGUAUAAUAUUUAUAAAUAAAAUGGC